Molecule: messenger RNA, 549 nt
Organism: Bolinopsis microptera
Lineage: Eukaryota; Metazoa; Ctenophora; Tentaculata; Lobata; Bolinopsidae
Exons: 2
Coding region: 81-524 (147 amino acids)
Source: RefSeq, a predicted model, not a curated record
GAGGGAGGGCUACCAACUUCACCAUAUAAUCUUUUCACUCAACCACUUCAUACUUGAUCAACCAGAUUCUCUCAACUAUAAUGAAGGUUUUCAUUAUUCUCGCUGUCGUAGUAGCCAUGACUCUAUCCGUGGAAUUCAGAGCCGAGGACCUCACUUAUCAAGUCGAAGAUGGCCCCUCGAUCAACAUUUUUGAGCUCAUUCAAAAACUGAUCAACAUUGGACUGCCUGUUGCCUGCGGAACUGAGGUUGGAGAACUCAUCGACCAGCUCAACCUACCUCAAGAGAUCGUUGGACUUCUCAACAUGGCCAAAUCUAUCGUCUGCGUAAACUUUUCCGAGAACCUCACUUAUCAAGUGGCAGAUGGCCCCUCUCAUAACAUCUUCGAGCUCAUCCAAAAACUAUUGGAAAUUGGACUGCCCGUUGCCUGCGGAACUGAGGUUGGAGAACUCAUCGACCAGCUCAACCUACCUCAAGAGAUCAUUGGACUUCUCAACUUGGCCAAAUCUAUCGUCUGCCCCAAAUAAUUAUGAAGAAAACAAUCUAACAUUU